CUUUUUUUUUACUUAUCUCCCCCAAAGUAAAAACAAACACAGAGACUUUUGCGAUUCCUCUCUCUGAUUCAAAAAUCUUCAUCGUUCCAAGCUCAAAUCUUUCUUGAAGAAGAAGCCAUGGCUCGUACGAAGCAAACCGCGAGGAAAUCAACCGGAGGAAAAGCUCCGAGGAAGCAGCUCGCCACCAAGGCAGCGAGGAAAUCUGCGCCGACCACCGGAGGAGUCAAGAAGCCUCACCGUUACCGUCCCGGAACCGUCGCUCUACGUGAGAUUCGUAAGUACCAAAAGAGCACAGAGUUGUUGAUCCGUAAGCUUCCCUUUCAGCGUCUUGUUCGUGAAAUCGCUCAAGAUUUCAAGACGGAUCUGAGGUUCCAGAGCCACGCAGUGUUAGCACUUCAGGAAGCUGCAGAGGCGUAUUUGGUGGGUUUGUUUGAAGACACUAAUCUUUGUGCCAUUCACGCCAAGAGGGUUACGAUUAUGCCUAAAGACAUUCAGCUCGCAAGAAGGAUUCGUGGGGAGCGUGCUUAGAUGUUAGAGUCGAAAUCAAAUCGUCAUCAACUAGUAUUCUAUUAGGAACCCUUUUGAUUUUUGUUUUUUUUGCUUUGCUUCGAUUUGAUUUCAUGUUGUCUCACUUUUAUUAACCAAAAUACAAUAUUAUCUUAAGAGCUUUUUGAGACAUGAUUUGGUUAUUGAUGAUAUGAUUCUAUUGUUUCUCUUGAUCA
Molecule: messenger RNA, 722 nt
Organism: Capsella rubella
Lineage: Eukaryota; Viridiplantae; Streptophyta; Magnoliopsida; Brassicales; Brassicaceae
Product: histone H3.3
Exons: 4
Coding region: 118-528 (136 amino acids)
Cellular component (GO): nucleosome
Molecular function (GO): structural constituent of chromatin; protein heterodimerization activity; DNA binding
Source: RefSeq, a predicted model, not a curated record